AAACUCGAAACAGAGAAAGGCGAAGCAAAGCCAAGUACAGUAAAAUGUAAAACAAUUUUUUAAACGUAAAAAGGAAAAAUAUAUAGAAAAAACUCUGGCGCACGACGAACGAACGAACGAACGAACACUCAAAUAAUGAAUUAUCAAUAACACACAGCAGCCUUUUCUGUUGGGGGGGGAACCAAUUCCUACUCGAAUAACGCGAAAUUUUUUCCGAAAAAUGCCAUGUGAUAAGUGCGAAAAGAAGCUGAAAAAGCUGCCAACCCCGGACGUAAAGAACAGCUCAAGCAGGUCUUAUGGAGGGAACAAACUGCUGGAAUACAGAAACAAUAAGCAAAAGUUUAACCCCAAUAGGAGCAAGUGCAAAAAGUGCAACAGCCAACUGCACUUUGACGGAAAAUACUGCUCUACAUGCGCCUACAAAUUGGGCAAAUGCCACUUGUGCGGGAAAACCAUUUCAGACAACUCGGCCCACAACAUGGCCAUCAUCUAGGCCGACCUGGCAAAUGAGAAAACCACGCUGAAAAGUGUCAACACAAAAAUAUAGAAAUAAAAGCAACCCUGAGGGAACGGAAAAAUUAGGAGCAGUCACCCCAUCAUAGAUUCCAAACUACACAACAUGUGCAGCAAAAAAAAAAAAUUUCCCUUCCCCAUAAAAUGACCACGCGUGGAAUGUACAUGUAUAUGUAUAUUUAUAUGUGAGAAAUUAUUUGAAGGAGACAGUACACUCAAUUUACCCCCCUUCUUGCAUUUCCUCCCCCUUUUUUUUAUGUAAGAUUCUUUUUUUUUCGAUUUCUUUUUCGUGUGACCGACCCCACAAACCUCUUUAAAUGAUAAGCGAUUGCGUGGCCGUCAUCUGGCAUGCCAUUGUGAAC
This is a messenger RNA of Plasmodium vivax (malaria parasite P. vivax), 875 nucleotides long. RefSeq lists its product as hypothetical. The transcript has 4 exons. The record is from RefSeq and is a predicted model, not a curated record. Gene Ontology annotation, molecular function: microtubule binding. Bases 221 to 493 code for a protein of 90 amino acids. Lineage: Eukaryota; Apicomplexa; Aconoidasida; Haemosporida; Plasmodiidae. Gene Ontology annotation, biological process: cytoplasmic microtubule organization.